GCAGCAGUAGGCCGGCACUGGGGACAGGACAACAUGGCUGCUGCUGCGGGCAGGUACUACGGAGAAGGCGGCAGAGCAACGAAAAGACAGAAAACCGAAGACGGAGGAAUGACAACGGAGAGCUACGAUGACCCUCAUAAACCGCUGCCUUCCCCGGUGGUACACAUCAGGGGCCUGGUUGACGGUAUUAUGGAGGCAGACCUGGUGGAGGCCCUGCAGGAGUUUGGGGCUAUCAGUUACGUGGUCAUGAUGCCAAAGAAGCGCCAAGCGCUGGUUGAGUACGAGGACAUGAACGGCUCCUGUAAUGCUGUAAACUACGCAGCAGAGAACCAGGUUUACAUAGCAGGACACCCUGCCUUCAUCAAUUACUCCACCAGCCAGAAGAUCUCCAGGCCUGGAGACUCUGAUGACACCCGGAGCGUCAACAAUGUGCUGCUGCUCACCAUCAUCAACCCCAUCUACCCUAUCACCACGGAUGUUCUCUACACCAUCUGUAACAACUGUGGUCCAGUACAGAGGAUUGUCAUCUUCAGAAAGAAUGGUGUUCAGGCCAUGGUCGAGUUUGAUUCGGUGCAGAGCGCACAGAGGGCCAAAGCAUCUCUGAAUGGGGCAGACAUCUAUUCUGGCUGCUGCACCCUCAAAAUCGAAUAUGCCAAGCCCACACGCCUUAAUGUGUUCAAGAAUGACCAGGACACGUGGGACUACACCAACCCAAACCUCAGUGGCCAAGAUGCUGAUGGUGAAGGCAAUUGGAACAAUUCACAAGAUCCUAAUGCCAACCCCAACAAACGCCAGAGGCAGCCUGCUCUGCUGGGAGACCACCCACCAGAUUACGGUGGCCCUCAGGGAGGUUAUCACGGCUACAAUGAUGACAGCUAUGGCCCUCCUCCUCCCCACCGCAUGGGGCCAGGUAUGGGAGGGCGUGGUCGUGGUAGCACACGCUAUGGCCCUGGAUAUGGACCACCACCCCCAGAGUACGGCCCUCAUGCUGACUCACCGGUUCUGAUGGUUUAUGGCCUGGAGCCCUCGAAGAUCAACGCUGACAAGGUCUUCAACAUCUUCUGUCUGUACGGAAACGUGGAGCGGGUUAAGUUUAUGAAGAGUAAACCUGGAGCAGCGAUGGUGGAGAUGGGAGACUGUUACUCUGUGGACAGAGCCAUUACUCAUCUCAACAACAACUUCCUUUUUGGACAGAAACUCAAUGUUUGUGUGUCCAAGCAGCAGGCCAUCGUCCCAGGACAGUGCUACCAGUUAGAGGACAACACCAGCAGCUUCAAAGAUUUCCAUGGAUCCCGCAACAACCGUUUCACCUCCCCGGAGCAGGCCGCCAAGAACAGAAUCCAGCAUCCCAGCAACGUCCUUCACUUCUUCAACGCACAGCCCGACAUCUCAACAGAGAUCUUCAACCAGGUCUGUGAUGAACUGGGAAUAAAGAAACCAGAAAGUGUGAAACUUUUCACUGGAAAGAGUGAGCGAAGUUCAUCUGGUCUUUUGGAGUGGGAAUCCAUCAACGAUGCCAUGGAAGCUCUUGCCAUGAUGAACCAUUACCAGAUGAAAAACCCCAGUGGGCCUUACCCAUACACACUGAAGCUGUGUUUCUCUACUACACACCAUGCCAACUAAAUCUGCUCUCCUCAAACUCUUUGUAACAUUUAGUGUCUUUGCAUAGAGUAUCCUGUUGUUCUGUUGUCACGUCCCAUUCAAACUUUGAAUCAGUAUUGACAUGAACUAGGAUUGAUGUUCAGAUUAUGUUCCUUAAAAACAAUGAAUUUAUACGCUUAAUUUUACCUUGAUCAUGUUUUAAUCUGAUUGUUUUUUUUAAUUUUGUGUUCACAACUCUAGAUUUAAACUUGAAGAACAUUUCAAUGUGGACCUCAGUUUUUGUUUCUUAAAUCAAGUGAACAGUAAAGUCACUGCUGGUGUAACCAGGCUGCACAUCCUCAGAGGUGUUUGUUUUUCACUCCUGACCAGGACACGUCCAUGUCCAUGAGCAAAUAAAAUCCAUUUAUUGUCAUGUUGUUCCAGAGAUGAAGAGCUGUAGUUUUCUGUAAAGAAGAUUCAAACUGACGCUUCUGUGUUUGUACUGAACUGUUUUUGUUGAUGCCCUGACUAAAGAAUCAUAACAUGACAAUUAAAUGAUGACCCACAUGUGAGAGAUAAUUCUCUGGACGUUUUCAGACACAAUCCAAAUUUAAUGUUCAUUUGUUCCCUUUUUUUUUUUAGUAAAUGAUAUGGUGAUGAUUA
Molecule: messenger RNA, 2244 nt
Organism: Cheilinus undulatus (humphead wrasse)
Lineage: Eukaryota; Metazoa; Chordata; Actinopteri; Labriformes; Labridae
Gene: hnrnpl
Product: heterogeneous nuclear ribonucleoprotein L
Exons: 14
Coding region: 34-1623 (529 amino acids)
Biological process (GO): mRNA processing; regulation of RNA splicing
Cellular component (GO): nucleus
Molecular function (GO): mRNA binding
Source: RefSeq, a predicted model, not a curated record